AUGACAACAGAAGUUCCAAAUGUCUCUGAGAAUCCUACUGAUAAUAGUUUAAAAAUAACUCCGCCAAUGGGUAUAGAACUAUCGGCGGGCACAACACCACCAAUGGGCGUGGGCGAGAACAAACAGACAGAGACUACAUCAAUAAUGCAUCAAAAAUAUCCGUCAGACUCUUCGCAAUAUCAACAAAAUUCUUCCAAAUUGGACCCUUCGCAAUAUCAACAAAAUUCUUCCAAAUUGGACCCUUCGCAAUAUCAACAAAAUUCUUCCAAAUUGGACUCUUCGCAAUAUCAACAAAAUUCUUCCAAAAUCCCCGUUAGCCAAGUUUAUGCUGCACAUCUUCAACCUACACCUCCACCGCAAACACAAAUUGUAAUGCAAAGAUCAGCACCUCCUCCAGAAAAAAUGCCAACGGAAAAUCUCUCCGAGUAUCCCCUUACUGACACUAGUUCAAAGAUAACCCCACCGAUGGGUAUAGAACAAUCAGCGGGUAUAACACCACCGAUGGGUGUGGACCAAACGGCUCAACAUCAACCUCCCUCUUCACAACAUCAACCUCUCUCUUCACCACAUCAACCUCUCUCUUCACCACAUCAACCUCUCUCUUCACAAUAUCCUCCCAAUGACUCUUUGCAACAACAAAAUUCCAAAUUCUCUAAUUUUCAGCAAGACCUUCAAGUUUAUCCCGCACAAAUUCAACCCGACUACCCUUCUCAAGUUGAUCACCAACCAGCACCUCCACCACAAACACAAAUUGUAAUGCAAAGUUCAGCACCUCCUCCAGGGCCAAAUCCAAAUAAUUCCGAAAAGAAGAAAAAGAAGAAUGUUAUACAGCUCUAG
Molecule: messenger RNA, 837 nt
Organism: Diversispora eburnea
Lineage: Eukaryota; Fungi; Glomeromycota; Glomeromycetes; Diversisporales; Diversisporaceae
Source: the annotation of a GenBank genome assembly